Molecule: messenger RNA, 2201 nt
Organism: Melopsittacus undulatus (budgerigar)
Lineage: Eukaryota; Metazoa; Chordata; Aves; Psittaciformes; Psittaculidae
Gene: POLDIP3
Product: DNA polymerase delta interacting protein 3
Exons: 9
Coding region: 80-1333 (417 amino acids)
Biological process (GO): poly(A)+ mRNA export from nucleus
Cellular component (GO): nucleus; nuclear speck
Molecular function (GO): mRNA binding
Source: RefSeq, a predicted model, not a curated record
GCGGGGUGAGGAGCGGAAGUGGUGUGAUGUCACGUCCGGGUCUGGCUCGCUGCGUCUUAUCGUUAGGUCCCGCGACAAGAUGGCGGACUUGUCUCUGGACGAGCUCAUACGGAAGCGCGGUGUAACCGUGAAAGGGAGGCUUAACACAAGGCCAGUGUAUGGAGGUAUAAGAUCUCGCAUUGGGAUCCAACAAAAUCUUCUAAACAGAUCAUCCCCAGCUGUUGGCUUCCAGCGGACAUUUGAUGCCCGACAGAAGAUAGGCCUCACAGAUGCUCGACACAAACUGGGGGUUAAAGAUGCCCGUGAAAAACUGGUUCAAAAGGAUGCUCGGUUUAAAAUCAAAGGGAAGGUACAGGAUGCUCGAGAGAUGUUGAAUUCCCGAAAACAGCAAAAUGUUGCUACUGAAAAGGUGACCAAAGUGGUGGAUGCCAGAGAGAAGAUCACCUUAAAACGAAGCACUCCAGCAGCUAUCAGCCCAACUAUGGGAACAGUGAAUCCAGCCGUGAAAAUCACCAAAACUAUCCAACAGAAGGCUCCAGUUCCUGGACACUCUCAUCCAGCAGGAAUGAGGAUCAAUGUGGUGAACAACCAUACACACAAACAGGGUCUGUAUGACAUGGAAGAAGAUGAUGAAACUGUCUCUCCCCUUGCUAGCAAACAGAUGAAAAUCACCACAACAAACAGUUUCCUGCACAACACGGCUGGGCUGAGUGGCAAUAAAUUCUCUUUGUCCAAGACUGUUCCCCUAACUAAAGUGGUCCAGAAUGAUACAUACACAGCUCUGCCUGCACCUCCCUCUCCUAUGCGAACGAAGGCCUUGGCAAACAUGUCCCGGACCUUGGUGACAAAAGAAGAGCCUCCAAAAGAGCCAGCACCCAUUGAGCUGGCGUUCAGUCCUUUGGAAGGUACCAAGAUGACAGUUAACAAUCUGCAUCCUCGAGUCACAGAGGAAGACAUUGUUGAGUUAUUCUGUGUGUGUGGUGCCCUGAAACGAGCCCGUCUGGUGCACCCUGGAGUGGCUGAGGUAGUAUUUGUGAAGAAAGAAGAUGCUAUCACAGCAUAUAAGAAAUACAACAACAGGUGCUUAGACGGUCAACCAAUGAAAUGCAAUCUUCAUAUGAAUGGGAAUGUGAUCACCUCAGACCAGCCUAUACUGCUCCGAUUGAGCGAUACCCCUUCAGUAAAGAAGGAAGGGGAGCCACGCCGGUCAAGUGCAAGCGCCUCCUCAAAUCCCCCAGCUGAAGUGGACCCUGACACGAUCUUGAAGGCACUCUUCAAAUCUUCAGGGGUCUCUGCCUCUGUGCAGCCCACAGAAUUCAAAAUCAAACUCUGAGAAGGGGGAGCAAGAAGUGGACUGGAAACGUUGGGGAAAGGAAAGUGCAGGAGUACAGAUGUUACUUGCAUUUGCCUGCCUUGAAAUUUUUUGUUUUCUAUGAUCACUACCUUACUGUACAAUAGUGUUCCCUCUUGUGUGUGUACUUUCUGUUUUCAUAGUUGGAGAUUUCUUCCAUGAUUUUUUUUCUUCCCAAAAAAAAUAACCUCCCCCUUCUGCCAGUAAUGUAUUACCAAGCGUAUACCAUGUAACUCCAUCCUUUACUCCAAAGCCCCUAGUGGCCAUUAAAAGUGCACAUAGACUUUGAGGGAAGGAGUGGUGAUCUCCUUCUCUUUUCUUCUGACUCUUAACUAGAAGGUGUAUCCCCUCGGUUAUCAACAAGCAAGAGUAACACAUUAUGUCUGAAAUUGCUGCACUGGGUGCAAAGUCAGGUGUGGCUCUGUACAUGAAGCACUGUUUUGCAUCUUUGACUUGCAUUUGGUGGCAUACUACUUCAUUCUGGCUGUUGGACAUUUUUCUGCUUAGCAGCUGUAACUGCAAAGUGUGAAAACCAGCCUCCUGCUGUGUAUAGCAGCCACCAGAGGCAUAAGGCAGAAAGGACAUAUGCACAAGUGCUCUAUCUGUUGCCCCUACUGGAGGGGGGGUUUAACUCUACAGCAAGGUGGGGGAGUGGGGAAAGGCUCUGGCAUUUGUACAGUGAACAUAUUAGUCCUGUAGAGUCAGAAUCAGUUGCUCUUUUCCCGACUGAAAAAUAAUCAGUCCUGUGUUCAGAGCUAGAAGAAAUCCAAGUGUUUCAUUCCCAUUAGACUUUAUUGCAUCUUCCUGCUGAUGCACGGAUGUGAUUUUUCUUUUUUUUUUUCCCUUGCUU